GCGGAAGGUAUUCGACAUAAUGGAGGAUCAUAACAUCGCAUUUUGAAAAAGGAAAAAAGUUUAGGAAAUUACCAAAAUUGUUAAUUAUUUUGAGUUUGUAUAAUGUUUUGAUGAGUGAUAUUUUCCUCAAUGGCAUGUCUACAAGCCCUGAAACAGGAUAUAAAACUCCUUGAAUCUAUUUUUACGCCUGAAAAUGAACGUUUUAGAAUUCUGUCUGCUUCAGUUGACGAAGUGAAUUGUGAAUUUCUUGGUACUAAAAACGAGUCUCUAAAAAUAAUCGCAAAUAUAACGGAGACGUACCCACAAACUCCUCCCAUAUGGUUCUGCGAAGAUGACAAUGUGGUGGCAACGGCAGCAGUGGAAAGACUCGCCAACCUAGCAGCAGAUAAGAACAAUAUUCUGCAGCAAGUGCGGAUCCUUGUGACAGAGCUGUGCAGUCUUUCAAACGUAGGGUCACCAGCUGGACUCCAUUCAUUGGACAAGAAACUUGAAGAAAAGGGCAUGCUUUCUGUGGAGCAGAGCUCGGAGAGUGAGGAUGAGGAUGAGCUGCACUAUGACAUGGAGGAGGACCACACUAGCAAUGAUCAGAAGGCCAAGGAGGAAGUGGAUGGAAUUGAUACAGAAAACCUUGCAGUGCUGGCGCGCCUGAAGCAAUCACAGAGGGACGAGUACCUUAAGGGCUCUGUAUCUGGCUCUGUGCAGGCGACUGACAGACUGAUGAAGGAGCUGCGUGAAAUAUACAGAUCUGAGAGUUUUAAAAAAGGUGUUUUUACUGUUGAGCUAGUCAAUGACAGUUUAUACGAAUGGCAUAUACGGUUAAAAAAGGUAGAUCCCGACAGCCCUUUGAGCCAAGACUUGGAGUGUUACAAAGAGAAGGAGAACAGAGACCACAUACUUCUUAGCUGCUCUUUUAAAGAGAACUUUCCAUUUGAGCCCCCAUUCAUCCGAGUGAUCAUGCCUGUGUUAAAGGGAGGCUAUGUGCUGGGCGGUGGUGCUAUAUGUAUGGAGCUGUUAACAAAGCAGGGCUGGAGCAGUGCAUACAGCAUGGAGUCCGUGAUAUAUCAGAUAGCUGCCACACUGGUCAAGGGCAAGGCCCGCAUACUAUUUGGAGCCUCAAAGAACCAAUAUAGCCUAGUAAGAGCUCAACAGUCUUUCAAAUCUCUGGUGCAAAUCCAUGAGAAAAAUGGAUGGUUUACACCCCCUCAAGAGGAUGGAUAGCAGACUGUGACCAUUGAGUGCUGACUAAUGUUUUCUCUGUUGUUUUACCGGUUUUGUUUCAUUCUUGAAAGUAUGUUCAACCUGGACAACUGCUGGGUAUGCUUCGUAAACAAGCCAGCUCUAUGUGUGGUUGCCAUUGCUUCAAGCAAUUGUAACUGCCAUGAUUUUCGUGAAGUGUAUUUAUAUUGCAAACUUGUACAUGUUUGUUGCAUGUUUAUUUCAUAUGAUACAUAAACAAUGACUUUGGUCAAGACUUUCUUGUACAACUUUGUGGAUCAUUGUUACAUAUUUGUGAAGACUUUUUUUUGUUUUGAGAAUAAAAUGUAAACAAAGUUUUGAAAAACAACAACUAACCGGUUUAAAAAAGCUCUCACAAUUUUUUUCCCUUAAUAUUGUUUUCUCAUGCCUUUGUUUAGAAUGUAUCUGUCAUGUUUUGCUUAUUUAGUUAUAUUGUUAGAUCCAUCAAAUAAUGAGGAGUCUAUGUUACCUUACUCAGGGCUUGCAAGAAGAAUAAAAAGUUCUUGAACUUUGUACUGAGUCUUUAAAAAGUCCUUAAAUUAGAAACUUCAAAAACAUUUCUUAAAAUGUCACGGAAUUUGUUAAAAAUAUCCCUUUUUAUAGUAAAAAAAAGAAAAAAUUGUCAUAAAAUUGACACAUUGUUAAACAAUAGAUAUUGUGUUUGUUGAUGUUAGGACUUUCUUUGUCAGUUAAUUUUGCAUAUGUAUUUAUCAUACUAUGCAACAAUAAAAAUCUGAGUUAAUGUAUUGAGCUGGUUAAAAUAUGCUAAUGCAUACAUACUAUUUUAUAUAUAUAUGCAUGAAAUACCUGACAAGUUAUAGUGUGAUCCAGAUGAAUUGCGAUUGCGAUCCAUGGAUCAUUCUAAACUCCAUCUCCCAUUAUAUAAUAGAUUACAAGGAAUGCAAUUAAUGUAAUUAGAGAAUGGAAUUAACUGAAUGUGAACCGUACAAACAUAUUUUAAAUGUUGUUGUAAAAACAGAUCAAGUAUGUAGGAAACUAUUAUUUUGAUAGUUUUUACAGAUAAUAUACCUACAUCUUAAAGCGUAUUAUGGUUUGAGUAUAUGAUAUAAGCUCUUUGCUAUGAUUUGUACAAAAAAUGUUUGUUUGGAUAUUUUCUUUAAGGAUCAUUGAUUUUACUAGUGCUUCAAAGAUUGAGAAAAAUUCUUGAAAAAAUAGGAAAAGUCCUUAAUCCUUAAAUUUGGUUAAGGAUGUUUUGUAUGAACAGCGCUACUAGAGGGAAAGUGGGAUUUCACCCUUGUUGUAGUUAUGAAAUUACUCUCCUGGAUAUGAAGUAAUAAAUGAUCAUAGUUUCACUUGACAUGUUCAUGAACCUGUGGGUUGUAUUAUAGAUGUAAAACAGAUCUACAUAAGAGUGGGCUGCAGGAAAAUUUUGAAAUAGUUUAAAGGAUUGUUUGUCACCAGAUGAAAAUUAGCUACGUAUUCUCUGCUUAAUCAUAAGUCUCAUUCACAAAAGUUUAUGCUGAAAAUGGUUUAAUUCCUUCAGAUUUAAUGUGAUUGUUGUGUUGUUUUUUCAAAGAAAUAAAUUCAGCUGGUUUUUUUCUGGUACCGUAAUUAAGAAUAUAUAUCUAGCAGAGACAGUAUUUACUGACAUAUAUUAAACUCCAACAUUGCUAAGAAUAAAUAUUAAUUAAAUAUUGUACGUGAAGAUAUAUUGAUACAAAGCACAACACAAAUUCCGUCCUUUGUAACAAAAUUUAUUUUAUGCACAAGGAGACCGUCAGCCAACAAAACCUGUAUUUGACAACAAUUUUUGAUCGUGCAAUAAUUCUUGUACAAUAGUAUCAUACAUUUCUUUUAUUCAUCAUGUGAUAACAGUGAAAAUAAGAUAUCAAAUAAUGGAAAUAUUCACUUCAUAUGACCUGUGUCCUGCAAAAAAGGAUCCUUUGCCAUAUGUGCAGCUAGCGUAGAUCCAGAUAACUAUUUUGUACAAGAAUGCCAAACCUUUUCCGAUCUAAUACAAACAUGUACUUCGAUAUAAUAUGUUAUUGACAUUGUAUAUUUGCUUCUUUUUAUUCUCCAUUUGUUUGAGCGUUUACCUCAUUUUUAUUCCUCCACAAACAAAAUUUUGAAGUGGCUUAUACAAGAGUCACUUUGUUGGUUGGUAGAUCUUAUAGAAUUUAUUGUGGUUUUCUUUAUUUGUUUACUUAAUAAUCUUCUAUAUGAUCAGAUUAAAAAUGAACAGUAUAAGUUUGAAAACCAAUGACAGUUGGAAUGCCAUAUUCUUGUAUGGGUUAAUCUUCAUUUCUACCUUGAAGAAGAAUAAUUUCUGAACCUUGUCCUUCAAAAAUGGGUAAGAUGCCACAUGCUCAGGCUGGUCAGGAACCAAGCUGGUUGCAUAUGGCAUAUUAACCAUUUUCGGAGAAUGCUGCUCUUAAAAAGCUUAUUUUCUGCUGAAGUGGACAAUUUGUGUUUUGCCUUUGCUUUGAACAUUGUUGCAGGCUACAAUAGUUUGACUGGUUCACACUGAAUCAGACUCCUUAUAGUAUGGUAGCCUAACAUUUAUUAUCUCUUUCUUAAUACUUAUGAAAUAGCAAUAUAUUGUUUAUCUGGUUCAAUUGAUAAUUUAAAUACAAUGUAUGUGGUUUCUGUGAAUUCCUUAUCCCAUGUGUAAUGCUGUUCAAAAAUGAAAAAUAUUCUGUGUUUUUAUGAAGAACAUGGGCUUUAAUACCUUAAUUAAUGUUAUGUAGGUACAUACCUAUUAUGGUUUGGCAGUCAUUUUUGUUAAUUUAAAUUAUUGCUAGCUAUUUUAUUUUCCACGAAAAACAGGACCUGUAUUUGUAAAUUUGUUUGCAGUUAACAUUUUUGGUUUCAUUUUAGGAAGCAAAACAAAUAAUUCUGUGCUUAAAUAAUCACAUUUAACCGUGCUCAAAUAUGCAUGGUCUUCAUACAAAUUUUGUGCAUAAAGACUGGUGUGUUAUGUUUGUUAUUCCUAUGUGAAACACUGGAAGUUUUUUUUCGGUGGGCUAGUUUUAUUUUUUUUAUGGGACUUUUCAAUGUAUGCAUUCUGACAUUUUGUCUGUUGACCUUAAAGAGAAUCUUAUUAAACAGGUGGCUAUAUUUAUUAGUAAUUACCAACUGAUGGAACACAGACAUAGAUAUUCUACAUAAUCCAGACAGGAAAGGUCAAGGGCUAAUCACUUAUUUAAGGCUUUAACUGACAUUUUGAAUUCAUAGUCCAUGUCCGUUGUAUGAUUUAUCAAGAAUUUUGUUUAAGAGGUUCAAUUUGAAGAAUGAUUGACGUAAGCCAGCUGUUUCUUUGUUAUAUUUUGUUAAUUUCGGAUUCAUACUUUUUCUGUAAAUUGUAUGUAUAUUUUAUGACAGAACGAUUAUCCAUUAAAUAUUUUCAUAAACGAAA
Molecule: messenger RNA, 4612 nt
Organism: Dreissena polymorpha
Lineage: Eukaryota; Metazoa; Mollusca; Bivalvia; Myida; Dreissenidae
Product: ubiquitin-conjugating enzyme E2 Q2-like
Exons: 12
Coding region: 130-1218 (362 amino acids)
Source: RefSeq, a predicted model, not a curated record